GGAGGGGGAAGAGAAGUGGGGGGAGGGGAGACAAAUGUAGGGGAAUAAAAGGCAAAUUUUGGGGGGAAGAAAGAGAAAUUUAGGGAAAAAACAUCGAAUCCCACCCACAAGUGGCAGCAGUGGGGAACUAUGACAUCACCACGGCAUCAAUGUGGCCUAUUUUACCCCAAAUAUGGCUAAUUUCAACCAAAUGUGGCAUACUUCGCCCCAAAGGCGCCAUGUUUCGCCCAGCCGUGCCAUAUUUCACUCAACUAUUCCAUAUUUCACCCAAACGUGCCCAAUUUCCCAUCAAAAAUGGCCGCCCCCACCCAACGGGAGAACUACAACUCCCAUCAGCCCCCGCGCGAGGGCGCGGAGGCGGCGCAGCGCGCAUGCGCGUUCCCGGAAGGAGGAGGCGGGAUUUCCGCCAUUUUGCAGCGUUCCCUCAGCGCCGGGAGCCGUUUCCUUCGGCUCUUAAAGGGGGCACGGCGCCGGGUGGGGUCCCACUCGCGGAGCGGCGGAGCGGAGCGCGGUGGCGGAGGUCGAUCUCCCCGUGCCCCCGAUGGCGACCGGCGCCGGAAGCGCCGUGAGUUGGACGCCCGCCGCAGCAAAUGCCGCAUCCGCCUGGGGGGGCACCUGGAGCAGUGGUGCCGCCUGAAGGAGCAGCUCGGCUUCGCCCUGCACUCCCAAUUGGCCAAAUUCCUCCUCGACAGGUACAGCUCGCAGGGCUGCGCUGUGGGUGCAGCUCCCCGCCCCGCAGACCCCAACCUUCUCCACGCCGAUGCCGAUGCCUUGCAGCGCUUGGUCGCGUUGUCCCACGGCCACAGCCGGGAGUGCGGCUUCGUCCCCGGCGUGAAGCCGCCGGCCCCAGGCAGCCCGGCCCCGCUGGUGUGGGAGUGCGUGGCCGGACACCGCUUCUCCUGGGGCGUCCCCAACGUGGGUGAUGUCGCAGAGAGGUGCGAUGGAGCCGGGGGGGGUUCAGAGCAGGGGUCCCCCCCGGUCCCCGUUCGUCGGCGGUCGCUGCGGAGGAUGGGGAUGGUGGUUGAGCCGACGGUGGAAGAGCCCAACGCCGGGAAGGACGAUGGAGUUUGGUCACCUGGUGGUGAUGGAGAUGGCGGUGGAGGCGGCGAUGGAGCUCCCCGGGGGCAGACGGAGGGAGAAACCACGGCACCGGAGCACGAGAGCACGCCUGGGUUGGAGGAGAAAGCGGAGCGACGGGCUGCGCCCCAGGAGGAGCAGGAGGAGGAGGAGGAAGAUGAGGACUUUGCUGAGGAAGAUGACCUCGCCUAUACUGAUGAUUUGCGCGAUGAGAACUACCACCCAUCUCAGGACAGUGACUCUGAGCCACAGCGACGACAAAGCCAGCCCCACAGCCGUAAGAAACCCGUGAAGGAGGAGCAGACCCCAAAUGAGCAGAACCCAAUCGACCCCAGCUCAGCGGAGGAGAAGAGCGGGCGAGUCAGCUGCAAGCAGCCAACGCGGCCGAGCGAUGAGGACGUGGCCCAGAUCGGCCCCAAAAGAAUCAGGAAAGCAGCGAAACGUGAAAUCCUCCUCUGCGACUUCGAGGGCUGCGGGAAGAUCUUCUCCAACCGGCAGUACCUGAACCACCACAAGAAGUACCAGCACGUGCACCAGAAAACCUUCACCUGCUCGGAGCCCAGCUGCGGCAAAUCCUUCAACUUCAAGAAACACCUCAAGGAGCACGAGAAGCUGCACAGCGACAAGCGAGACUACAUCUGCGAGUUCUGCGCCCGCUCGUUCCGCACCAGCAGCAACCUGAUCAUCCACAGGCGCAUCCACACGGGGGAGAAGCCCCUCCAGUGCGAGAUCUGCGGCUUCACCUGCCGCCAGAAAGCCUCCCUCAACUGGCACAUGAAGAAGCACGACGCCGACGCCUUCUACCAGUUCUCCUGCGACCUCUGUGGCAAGAAGUUCGAGAAGAAGGACAACGUCACCGCCCACAAGAGCAAGAGCCACCCCGAGGCGCCCGGCGCAGCCCCCCAGGCCGUGCCAUCCCCCCCCCCAGCCCCGGGGGGGGCUGAGCUUCCAGGGGGGGACGCUCCGAGUGGAGCGGAGCAAGGCGAUGGGCACGCACCUCCUGCUGCUGCUCCGGAUGAGUGAGAAGGAAUUUGGGGCAGAAUCCUGCGCUGCUAGGUGCUAUCAGAGCGGUGGGGGUGGGGGGGGUGGGGGGAGAGCCUCGUUCCUCCGGAGCCGGCCGCAGGAUCCGCAAUAAAGGGUGGUUUUGUAUAAAAGCGCGUUCCCUGCGUCCUGAAGGCAGACAGGUCAAGCUUGCGCCGUGCCCCUGCCCAGGGGUCAUCCACUGAGGGCAGAAAUGAAAGGCAACGUUAAGCCCAAGGGAGCUGGAUGGGGUUUAGCUGCAAGUCAGGGCGCUGCUUCCACAGCCCUUAUUAACGAUGACUAAUUGCAAGCUCUACCCCGAGCCCUGCAGACUCCCCCCCCUCCCCGCCCCUCAGCUCGUUCUUACUGACAGGAGCGCAGUAUCCAUGUACCCUGGAAGACCCCAGCCCCAAUGGGAGGGGGGAAGGAAGGUGGAUGUGGGGGAGGACGGCGCUUUGGACCCUAU
This is a messenger RNA of Numida meleagris (helmeted guineafowl), 2563 nucleotides long. Its product is annotated as zinc finger protein 692-like. The transcript is spliced from 12 exons. The coding region runs from base 295 to 2100 and encodes 601 amino acids. The record is from RefSeq and is a predicted model, not a curated record. Gene Ontology annotation, biological process: regulation of transcription by RNA polymerase II. Lineage: Eukaryota; Metazoa; Chordata; Aves; Galliformes; Numididae. Gene Ontology annotation, cellular component: nucleus.